AUGUUCGGCCCUGUUCUCGAAAGCUACUUGAAGCGCAUAACGGCAGGUGCAUAUGCACCGCCCCUGCACAGGACUCCCGUAUUCGCAGCAGCGCUCGCGGAUAUGAAGCAUGCUUCGUCUAUUGCGGCUAGUCAUGGGACUCAUCUUCUGACGGUAGAACUUGCGCUGGGGCGGUUGAAUUCGGCAAGGGAGUUUGCUGGCGAGUAUUUGGAUAGUGCGGCGGUCUAUGGGACGGCGAGGGUUGAGGUGGGUUUGGCGUUUUGGAGUGAGAAUAGUCGGCAGGGGUGA
This is a messenger RNA of Aspergillus chevalieri, 288 nucleotides long. RefSeq lists its product as uncharacterized. Gene Ontology annotation, molecular function: oxidoreductase activity. The transcript has a single exon. The record is from RefSeq and is a predicted model, not a curated record. Bases 1 to 288 code for a protein of 95 amino acids. Lineage: Eukaryota; Fungi; Ascomycota; Eurotiomycetes; Eurotiales; Aspergillaceae.